Molecule: messenger RNA, 1559 nt
Organism: Vigna angularis (adzuki bean)
Lineage: Eukaryota; Viridiplantae; Streptophyta; Magnoliopsida; Fabales; Fabaceae
Product: transcription factor HEC3
Exons: 2
Coding region: 302-1132 (276 amino acids)
Biological process (GO): regulation of DNA-templated transcription
Molecular function (GO): DNA-binding transcription factor activity; protein dimerization activity
Source: RefSeq, a predicted model, not a curated record
UCUGCUUUACCACCUUUUGUUUUUAUUGAUUCAUGGACAUGCUUUUUGCAGUGACUCCCCCUUUCAGUAAAAACCCGUUCCUAAUACUUGCUCUCCCUCUUUCUCUCCUCCACGGGGUCCCUCUCUAGGGUCUACCAACCUUUUACACCCAUCAAAGAUCCUACAACAUGUUAAUUCAGAGACACCCAUAAAAGCUUCAAGCCAAUUAAUCUUUAACAAAACCAACAAAUUAAUCUACAACACACCGAUCUGAAGCAGCUACCCCAAUCCCAUAUUUCUCAUAUUUGUCGAUUUGGUCGACAUGGACACCAACCAGAACACCACCACAAGUGCAUUCACAAAUGUGAACACCACUUGGAAUCUUGAAAAGAUGGAAACAAACGAACAACAUCAACAUCAUGACCAUAUUAUUCUCCAAGUUCAAGACCCUCUUGCUUCUGGGAUUUGGUCCAACAACUACCCCCACAGUCACAACCCCAACCUUCUUCAAAUGCAUCAAACACCCCCCACGACAACCUCGUCCGUUGUAGCCCCACCCUCCUCCUCGGGGUUCCUUGGAGACAUACUGGGUGUUCACAGCAUGGAAGAAGACGAGGAGCCGGAAGAAGAGCUGGGAGCCAUGAAGGAGAUGAUGUACAAGAUAGCUGCUAUGCAACCGGUGGACAUCGACCCCGCCACCAUCCGUAAACCAAAGAGAAGAAACGUUCGCAUCAGCGACGACCCUCAGAGCGUGGCUGCACGCCACAGGAGAGAGAGGAUCAGCGAGAAAAUCCGCAUCCUCCAAAGACUCGUUCCCGGGGGAACCAAAAUGGACACUGCUUCAAUGCUUGACGAAGCCAUUCGCUAUGUUAAGUUCCUCAAGAGACAAAUCAGGUUGCUUCAAUCCAUUCCUCACCCUUCCCAGCCACCACAAUGCAUUGGUUUUGCCACCACAAACGCUAGCACCUUGCUAUUAGCCCCUUCAUGUGAUUGGUCUUUUGCACCAAACGUGUUACUCAGCUCCACCGCCGUAACUGCAGCCACAGCCUCUUCCUCCUCGAUGGACAUGCCGGCGGGACUCGGAUUCGACGGCCAUGGCCAUGGUUGUGACGGUUCCUCCAGCUUUAACCAGCACGAGGUAAUCAGUGAAUAAUUAGUGGCUGUUGAUUAAUUAGGUUACAUAUAUAAUUAUUGUAUUGCUUAUGUAUAUGUAUCUGUGUAUGUUUAUGCAUGAUUGAGAAGUGGUAGUGUAUGUUGAUGAGUGUUGUUGAGUUUGGGGAAACUAAAGGAAAAGGUUGAAGGAGGAGGUAGAGUAAUGUUUUAGGGGAGGGUCAUGUGGUGAGGAGAAAGGUUUGUUAGGAUAUUGUUGACUAAAGGUUCUGUAGAAUAAUCAUAACGGUUGGCUUCGUUACGUAAAGCCAUAUAUAUAUAUAUAUAUAUAAUAUAUAUAAUAUAGAAUAGAAUAAUAAUGUGUAUGCCAGUUCGGGUGUUGGCCGGAAAGUGUGUUUGGCCGACUCUCUUCCGGGAAUAAAUUCAACUGUGACGUUUGGAACUAUAUUCAAUAAUGAACAAUACUGAUU